Benincasa hispida (wax gourd) is the source of this 872-nucleotide messenger RNA. The record is from RefSeq and is a predicted model, not a curated record. NCBI's taxonomy places the organism in Eukaryota, Viridiplantae, Streptophyta, Magnoliopsida, Cucurbitales, Cucurbitaceae.
AUGGAAGGACUGGAGGGGCUUAUAGACAGGCUGAUGGAAGGAAGGAAUAACAGUGGCAAGAAGAUUCAACUAAUAGAACCAGAAAUCCGGCAGCUUUGCAUCACGGCCAAACAAGUAUUCCUCAGCCAGCCUAAUCUCUUACAAUUGGAAGCUCCAAUUAACAUUUGUGGUGACAUCCAUGGGCAAUAUCCGGAUCUGCUGCGACUGUUCGAGAUGGGUGGGUUUCCUCCGGACGCCAACUAUCUUUUUCUGGGGGACUACGUGGACAGAGGAAAACAGAGCAUUGAAACCAUAACUCUUCUGUUUGCAUACAAAAUCAAGUUCCCCGACAACUUUUUCUUGCUGAGAGGAAACCACGAAUGUGCUUCUAUCAAUCGGAUCUACGGAUUUUAUGAUGAAUGCAAACGGCGUUUCAGCGUCCGUCUUUGGAAAAUCUUCACAGAUUGCUUCAAUUGCUUACCCGUGGCGGCCGUCAUAGACGACAAGAUCCUAUGCAUGCAUGGUGGGCUUUCCCCCGAAAUGCACAGCUUGAAUCAAGUGGGAGAUAUAGAGAGGCCCACUGACGUCCCGGACCAGGGCCUUCUCUGCGAUCUUCUUUGGGCCGAUCCUGAUAAAGACGUCAGAGGUUGGGGCGAAAAUGACAGGGGAGUUUCCUUUACCUUCGGCGCAGACAAGGUCACCGAUUUCUUGAAGAAACACGACCUUGAUCUAAUAUGCCGCGCCCACCAGGUGGGUGUCACUCCCUCUUUCAUCCUUUCUUUCUUUUCCUAAUCAACACGCUCUCAUUUUUUUUAAUAAAAAAAAAAAGGAAAAAAAAUACACGCUUUCAUUCCUAUAAGUUUUCUUCCGUCAGGUAGUUGAGGAUGGUUAUG